AUGGAUCUCCAGCUCUCAUGCAUCCUUCCAACAUAUAAAUUGCGAUCUUGUGCUAGUGUUUGCGAGCUGGAGCUGCAAAUUAGCCUGCAACGGCGUGUGUACGGCCCAGCGGCCAUGGCGACGUCGCACAGGAAGGAAACGAGAAGGAAGGCUUCCGUGCUGCAAUGCUUCUUCUUCUUCGUGCUUGGAGCUCUCGCCAUGGCUGCAUCGAUGGCCGCUCUACAUGCGUCGUCGUCGGCGUCAUCGUCGGUGUGGCGGUGUUCGCACCUCGCCGACGAUGAUCCGAGCAGCAGCCAGGUGGUCGACGGCGGCGGCGAGUGGGGGGUGGUGAGGACGAGGGGCGCGCAGUUCGUCGUCGGCGACGAUGGCCGGCCCUUCUACGUGAACGGGUUCAACACGUACUGGCUGAUGGUCCUCGCCGUCGACGCGUCGACGAGGGGGAAGGUCACCGAGGUGUUCCGGCAGGCGGCGGCGGUCGGGCUGACGGUGUGCCGGACGUGGGCGUUCAACGACGGCGGGUGGCGGGCGCUCCAGAAGUCCCCCUCUGUCUACGACGAGGACGUCUUCAAGGCCCUGGAUUUCGUGGUGAGCGAGGCGAGGAAGCACGGGAUCAGGCUGAUCCUGCCGCUGACCAACAACUGGGACGACUACGGCGGCAAGGCGCAGUACGUGCGGUGGGCGCAGGCCGCCGGCGCCGACGUCAACCUCACCGCCGGCGGCGACGCCUUCUUCUCCGACAAGACCGCCAGGGGCUACUUCAGGAGGCACGUCACGGCGGUGCUGACGAGGGUGAACACGUACACGGGCGUGGCGUACAGGGACGACCCGACCAUCAUGGCGUGGGAGCUCAUGAACGAGCCGCGCUGCUUCUCCGACCCCACCGGCGACACGCUGCAGGCGUGGAUCAGGGAGAUGGCGUUCCACGUCAAGUCCGUCGAUCCGGCGCACCUGCUCGGCGUCGGCUCCGAGGGCUUCUACGGCCGGUCGUCCUCGCCGGCGCGCCUCCAGGCCAAUCCCAACGCCGGCGCCGCCCUCGUCGGCACUGACUUCGUCCGCAACCACCGCGUCCUCGGCGUCGACUUCGCGUCCGUCCAUGUCUACCCAGACAAUUGGCUGCCGGCGGGCGCGACGCAGGAGGCGCAGCUGAGGUUCGCGACGUCGUGGGUGGAGGCGCACAUCGCGGACGCCGAGGGCGCGCUCGGCGGCAUGCCCGUGCUGUUCGCGGAGUUCGGGGUGUCCGCCAAGGCCGGGGCGGUGUUCAACGCGACGUCGAGGAACGCGUUCAUCGAGGCCGUGUACGGGGCGAUGCUGCGGUCGACGCGGCGCGGCGGCGGCGGCGCGGGCGCGCUGCUGUGGCAGGUGUUCCCGGAGGACACCGAGUACAUGGACGACGGAUACGCCGUCGUGCUGCCCAGGGCGCCGGCCACCGCCGGGAUCGUGGCGGCGCACUCCAGAAGGCUGCAGGCGUUCAACUCCCGGUGCGAGUGGAGCUGUCGCUGGGGCUGCAACAGACAGAGGAACACUCCAGAGAUGACGAAGGAAGCUGACGUAGUGUAGUUAAAUUGUACGCCAAUUUGCAUGCAGCUAUAGUUGGCCAUAAGGCCCGAGGCCUGACGGCCCGGCCCAAGGCAUGGUCCGGUUCAAUAAAAAAAAUAUUAGAAACCUUAAAUAGACUUAAUUUAUUCAUAUAAGGCCUAGCCAAAAAAAAGUA
Molecule: messenger RNA, 1711 nt
Organism: Oryza brachyantha (malo sina)
Lineage: Eukaryota; Viridiplantae; Streptophyta; Magnoliopsida; Poales; Poaceae
Product: putative mannan endo-1,4-beta-mannosidase 5
Exons: 3
Coding region: 1-1557 (518 amino acids)
Molecular function (GO): hydrolase activity, hydrolyzing O-glycosyl compounds
Source: RefSeq, a predicted model, not a curated record